Messenger RNA from Pristis pectinata (smalltooth sawfish), 3521 nucleotides. It is a transcript of the gene ncln, whose product is annotated as nicalin. Bases 165 to 1850 code for a protein of 561 amino acids. The record is from RefSeq and is a predicted model, not a curated record. The transcript has 15 exons. Gene Ontology annotation, cellular component: endoplasmic reticulum membrane. Lineage: Eukaryota; Metazoa; Chordata; Chondrichthyes; Rhinopristiformes; Pristidae. Gene Ontology annotation, biological process: regulation of signal transduction.
GUCUAUGUCAUGCCUGUAAGACCCCUGAGGUUGGGGGUAGUGUGGCAACGUGUGUGGAGGGGUGGGUUAAGGACCAGGGAUCUUGUUUCUCUAAGCGAUUUUUUUGGGAAAAUAUUAUAUAAAUACGUUCAUAUAUAAGUGAUUAGUCAGAAAAAGAACCGAGAAUGUUCGAGGAAGCAAGUGAAGUGUUUGACAACAUGUUCAAGGGCUCAUUCCCGUUGACUUUCAUAGUCUUCAUCCCCGCCGUGUUGAUCCUGGUCUCACCACUACCCAUAGAGGCGGCCCACGAGUUUACGGUGUACAGAAUGCAGCAGUACGACCUGCAGGGACAGGCUUAUGGUACAAGGAAUGCUAUGCUGAACACAGAAGCACGAACAAUCGAAGCCGACGUGUUGAGCCGCCGGUGUGUGCUCAUGAGAUUAGCAGAAUUUUCAUUUGACAAAUUUCAGGAAGCCAUAAGACAAAGUGCUGGGGCAGUGGUGAUAAUUCUGCCCCAGAACAUGUCAAUGAUGCCUCAGGACGUCAUUCAGCAGUUUAUGGAGAUCGAGCCAGAACUUUUGGCUACUGAGACAAUUGUGCCAGUGUACUUUGCCUUGGAGGAUGACGAGCUCUUGUCAAUACAUGAACAAACACAUUCAGCUUCCGUCUCACAGGGCACUGCUUCAGCUGCAGAAGUUCUCUUGCAUACAGCCACAGCCAAUGGCUUCCAGAUGGUCACAAGUGGAGCCCAGAGCAAAGCCAUUAAUGACUGGUCAAUAACCAGCCUUGAGGGCAAAUUGACUGGUCUGGGUGGAGAGGACCUUCCCACUAUUGUAAUUGUAGCACACUAUGACUCCUUUGGAGUGGCUCCUUGGUUGUCUUAUGGUGCCGAUUCCAAUGGUAGUGGUGUGGCAGCUUUACUGGAACUGGCUAGGCUAUUUUCCAAACUCUAUACUUACAAGAGGACACAUGCUGGGUAUAAUAUAAUGUUCUUUGUUUCGGGAGGUGGAAAAUUCAAUUAUCAGGGCACAAAACGCUGGCUGGAGGAUAACCUGGAUCAUACAGAUUCGAGCCUUCUUCAGGAUAACGUUGCUUUUGUUUUGUGCCUUGACACGUUGGGUGGCAGUGAUGAUAGCCUAUACCUCCAUGUUUCAAAGCCACCUAAAGAAGCCACACCCCAGCACGCAUUCCUGAAGGAGCUAGAAACAGUGACCUCCAACAGGUUUCCAGAAGUCAAAUUCUCGAUGAUCCAUAAAAAAAUCAACUUGGCAGAGGACAUGUUGGCCUGGGAGCAUGAGCGAUUUGGGAUUCGCCGAUUACCAGCAUUCACAGUAUCCCGCCUAGAAAGCCAUAGAAACAGCUUGCGAACCAGUAUUAUGGACAUGAGGUCACAGAUCAAUAUUCAGAAAUUGUGUCGCAAUACCAAAGUAAUUGCCGAGGCACUGGCACGAGUAAUUUACAAUUUAACAGAAAAGGGUGCCCCAGAGGACCUUCAAAUCUUCACUGAACAAAUGCAACUACAGGAGGACCAGCUAUCAUCAGUACUUGACUGGCUAACAGCCCAGCCGAGAGCAGCACAGCUCAUUGAUAAGGAUAGCACCCUGAUCUCCACAUUGGAGUACUACAUGAAUCGAUACUUGAAAGAUGUCAAACGUCAUUAUGUGAAGGCAGACAAAAGAGAUCCAGAAUUUCUCUUCUAUGAUCAGCUGAAGCAAACCAUGAAUGCAUACAGGGUUAAGCCUGCCAUCUUCGAUCUGCUGUUGGCGUUGUGUAUAGCAGCAUAUCUUGGACUUACUUAUUUAGUUGCCCAGAAUUUUGGCUUCAUUUACAAUACGGUGCGAAGAAUCACUCUGAAGCAGAAGCAGCACUAACCACACCACGCUGUAUUAGCACCUUCAAGCAUUGGGUGGAUUCUUCCAGUGCAACGUUCCUAUGUUGUCAUGGCUGGAUCCAACCUACAGCACUGAGCCAAAACUCUGAUUAUGCAGCAUCAGCAACUUAAGGGUUGGAAGAUGUUCCAUAAAUAACGGCACUGUUACUGUUUGAUGUACAACAAAAUUCUCUUCUAUUUUAAUCCAAAUACAAUCCACAUUAAGCACUACUCAAACUGGGCCACUUGCCCUCUGAUAUUGUUCAUAGAUUAAGAACUUCCUGUAGAAUGAAAUCAGUCAUGGCUCGAAUGCAUGAAGGUAUGUUUUGGUUAUAAUUUGUUUAGCUGCCAGUUUUAAAGAUUCCAAGUAAAUUGAAUUGAGCACAAAGCCAUCCAUAAUUUGGUGCACUUGCUGAUCAGUUAAAACAGCUGGAGAGACACUUGUACAGAAGUUGUCUCUGGGGAUAUCAAAGUCUUUUGUCGCCUUGGGCUGUGUAAAUUUGCAUUGCCGUGUGCACUUGAAUGGAAUGCUUUGAGUCCCACGGAAUCCCAUUAUGGAUAAAUCCACGUUAUUAUUAAUUUCUUAUUUUCUAAGUUUCUGGUAUUACCUUAAGAAUUUACCUUAAGGAAGUAUUGUUUCAAAAUAUGUAAGGCCAAAAAAUUGCAAUGGGGGAAAAGGUAGUGAAAAGAGUCUGAUUACCGAAGCUGCCUCGAUUUGGAGAGAGCCAGUUUGCCUGUUCUUUGUGUGUAAUCCUUGUGUGCAAGUUGCACUGUUUUGCACUGGAGGGUACAUUAUAGCUGUGUACAAUGGAGGAAACUUUAUGUUGGGUCAAGGUGACCCUAAUCUAAAUAUGGCUGCCCAAAAGAGAAGGAGCUUCAUUUCUCAGCACUACCAUGUCUCAUUUUUUUAUGAGCACAAAAGAAUUAGAAUUUAAUCUUUUUGCAUUAUCAAGAAGUUAGAAGAAAAAUAAAGGUUGUUGAAAUUAGUUAAUCUAUCAGAAGUAACAGUGUAAAACUGUUGCAAAGGUUUAAUAUGACCCAGGUGCAUUGGUAACUCAAUAGAUCUGGACAAUCCAGGAUCAGGUGGAAAGUCUAGUUGACUUUUAUAGCCUAACCCACUACAUGUAAUGGCCACAUUACCCAGAAUGAAAUGGUUAGCAUUAGCUAUACUUAAGUUAGCUCUGCACUGACCAGGUUUUGAACCUGAGUCUGUAUUCAUCUGCCAGGCUAUCAAGAGAGCUAGGUCACUUGAAGUGCCUGUCUCCUCAUACAGGCCCAGUUUCUGCGAGGUGGUGUGGGAAAAAUAAAUCUAACAUUAAGAACAAAACCUCAAAUCUAUCUUCCUACCUUUUUAACCUGUAAGAAAUGGCAGCUUUUAUCCCAAGAAUCCAGUAUAUUAUUUCAUUCCCAGUCAUGUAUUGCAGUGAGUACGAAACAUUUUUUUUGAUAGGAACUUGAUGGGCCUUGUCUUUCCAUAUGAAUUGCUGCAUCUUCUGAACUGUUAUUUAUGUCUGCAUUGGUUAUUUGUUGAAAAUCAUUGGUUUUUGAUUUUUUUUUCCUAAUUUGUAAUGAAAUGGAUUAUGGGAUAACAGUUGAGUUGUAUUGAACACUGACAUUCAUCAUGACUGUUCUAUACAGCAGGAGGGAAAAAUAAAUUGAGGGGGAAAAUGGA